Molecule: messenger RNA, 1692 nt
Organism: Echinostoma caproni
Lineage: Eukaryota; Metazoa; Platyhelminthes; Trematoda; Plagiorchiida; Echinostomatidae
Source: the annotation of a GenBank genome assembly
AUGGCGAGCACGGAUCCAUUGGCCACAGCAUUUGCCCUGUGGAACCUACUACAGACUAGACAACCGCAAUGGAACCGUUUGAUUCAUGUGGACGACGAAACAUUGAUGCGUAUUAUCAAUUACCUUGGUCAGACGCAGCAGGUCACUUCGAGCGACACGGACACCACUACUGUGGAUAUUCGUUUAUCCGGCAGUUGGGAUGUGCGUCAAGUGAUGGAUCGACGUUUUGCUCCGGUCAGUAAUGCUUCGGAUGCAAUUGAUCGAGAGGCCCAUCGCAGACUACCGUCCACAGCUAUGGUUAUCAUAGCGUUCCGAUCGACCGGCCGUUCAUUGCCAAGCGGAGUGGGAUCUGAACAGGCUGAGAUAAUUGUGUCCCGCGCGGUUCAGUUCAUCAGUCGGCAUAUUCUCCAAGUCAACGAUCUGUUCUCUCUCAUGAUCGGAGCCUAUGCACUCAGUGUGGCCACUGAUGCCACAUCACAGCAAAAAAUUAUGCUUGCCGUUCGGAAGAUCGACACCUAUCGACAGAAGGGCGAGUACACGUACUUUGCUAACUACCCGAUUCCGCCACCAAAGUGGGAAAUAGAUCAAGCUGGUCGGCGUAUUGAGAAUCCGCGACUGGAAAUGCCAAACGACGGAUACGGCGUGGCCUGUUCUAGCAUGUACUUCCUUCUCAUGCAGGAGCAAGGCUCUUGGACAUUUCGAACUCCGGAAGCAUUAGAUAUGGUGCACUGGAUGGCUUCCGAACGCAACCACGUGGCUGGAUUUGCGAGCACGUUUGAUUCUCUGAUCGCACUUCACGCUCUACGCAAAUUUGCACUGGCCGAUACAAAUCGGGCUCUCUAUAGGAUGGCAGUGGAUCAACGCAUCUCAUCCAGCAGCAUAUGGAGAAAUCGGAUCUACGUGCACAAACAGAACUAUUCAACUGUGACGAACACAAUUUUCCCGCCCGACGAAGUGUGGGGUGAUGUGACCAUGAAAGCCGAAGGAACUGGACGUCUGCUACUGCAAAUGGAUGUCACUGUGAAUGUUGAAUAUACACCGCUGCAAAAAAUGCCACGGAACCCGAACGACACACAAGAGGUGCUGCGGAGUUUCGAGAUUGAAUGUAAUCCUGGUUUUGCAGGACGGAACAAUUCAAUCAUGGUGAUGAACACUUGUGGACGAUGGGUCGGCACCACGGGUCCAGAACCAUUGGAGCAGAGUGGGAUGGCUGUAUUCACGGUCGGUCUACCCACCGGAUUUGUUGUUCUCAAUGAUGAGCUGCGAAACUACGUGACCAGUAGAAAAGUACCAAAUCUGCGAUUCGCGCGUACCUGGAGCAAUAUGGUGCAUUUCUUCUUUGACACGAUUACAACGAACCUCACAUGCGUCCAAUUCCGGGCAGAACGAUACUACCCAGUGGCGAAUAUCACACAGCAACAAGUGUGUUCUGCUUAUGAGUACUAUGAACCUGGCCGUUACAACAAUUCCAUGUACAACGUGGUCUCGUUGUACACAAACAGUAUAUGCAACGUUUGCGGUAGUUUUGCCUGUCCGUACUGUCCGGACUACAAUGGAUCCAAACGUCGAAAGCCAAACACCUCAAUUCUUCUGUUCACUGCGGUGCUUGUCAUGUGGGUACAAAGUUGGCCGCUACAGUCCAGCUGGUUCGGACUAGAUUUUCUGCCAAUUAGAAGUCCACCAAUAAGCUGA